UUUGGCCAAAUAUCAAAUUUUGGCAAAACUUAGCACCAGGCGUAACGCCGAUCGGUUGAUGAAUUGAAUACACAUGAUAAUUGAUAAUCAGCAACUUUGUGCUACGUCGAUUAAAUAUAAAAAUGAUAUACUAAAAAAAACGAUCAACUUUUUUUUUUCUCUCUUUCCAUUUAAAAUGAAAGUUAUUAUAACGGGAGCUUCUGGUUUAUUAGGACGUGCUGUUUACAAAACUUUUAAGGAAACAAAUUCAAAUUAUGAAGUUAUUGGACUUGCAAAAACCAGAGUAAAAAAUGAUUUAAAACAGUUGGAUUUAACUGAUAAAGCAGCUGUUGAAUCAUUCAUUGAAGAAAUUAAACCUGAUGUAAUUAUUCAUAGUGCUGCCGAAAGAAAACCUGAUGUAGUAGAAAAAAAUCAAGAAUUAGCUUAUGAGUUAAACGUAAAUACAACGGAACACCUUGCUAAAUUAUCAUUAAAAUACAAAUUUUCAUUAACUUAUAUUUCAACGGAUUAUGUAUUCGAUGGAAAAAAUCCUCCUUAUGAAGUUGAUGAUACACCUAAUCCAAUAAAUCUAUAUGGAAAUACAAAAUAUCAAGGAGAAUUAGCCAUACAAAAAAUUAAUCCCGAUAGUAUAAUCUUAAGAAUACCUCUAUUAUACGGUGAAGCCGAAUCUCCCGCUGAAUCAGCUGCGAAUAUAUUGAUUGAUUCUGUAAAGGAUUCAUCAAAGAAGACUGAAAUAAAUAAUAUUUCCAAAAGAUAUCCUACAAAUGUCGAAGAUGUCGCUAGAGUAAUUAAAGAUCUUACAGUGAAAAGUGUUGAACAAAAUGUUCCAAUAAAAGGAAUAUUUCAUUUUACCGCAAAUGAAAUGUUUACAAAAUAUGAAAUAUGUAAAACUUUUGCUAAAAUAUUGAAUUGUUCAAGUGACCAUUUAAUUCCGCUUGAUUCACAACCGCCUUCAGCUGCAGCGAAACAACCUUUUGAUAGUCAUUUAUCAACCAAGAGACUUGAAGAAUUGGGUAUUGAUACAAAAUGUGUCGGGUUUGAAGAAUGGUGGACUAAAUAUCUUGGAGUAUGAUUAUUAGAAUAUAAUUAUUUGAAUAUAAUUAGUAAUUUGAUUGAAAAUUUUUUUUUUUUGUCAAAACAUUUGUGUAACUUUUUAAAUUAUUGUUAGAAUGUUGGAUUAUAAGGUUCGAUCGAUAUUAUUCUGCAUCGAUCGAUAUUAUAAUCAAAAAGAUUCUCUCCCAAUUGAUCAAAAUCAUUUUAUUUUAUUGGAUAAACCUAUUUAUAACGGUCUUUGACUUUUAUAGUUAAUCCCUUUACCCAAAUAAAUACUUUUUUUCAUUUUGUAUUUCCUAAAAAAGUUUAAAAAAGUUUUACAAAUUAAACGAAAAAGUAAGUAAAAGAAAUAAAUAACAUACGUAUAUCACGAUCAUGAUGAUAUUAUUCAUGUGAAAAUUCUAAUUGUUUGAAAAAAAAAAAAA
Molecule: messenger RNA, 1478 nt
Organism: Rhizophagus irregularis DAOM 181602=DAOM 197198
Lineage: Eukaryota; Fungi; Glomeromycota; Glomeromycetes; Glomerales; Glomeraceae
Biological process (GO): S-adenosylmethionine biosynthetic process
Cellular component (GO): methionine adenosyltransferase complex
Molecular function (GO): methionine adenosyltransferase regulator activity
Source: RefSeq, a predicted model, not a curated record